AUGUCCGGACGCGCAUCCAUCGGUGAUUACAUUGUUACGAGUAAGUUGGGCAGUGGUUCGUUUGCUGUGGUAUACAAGGGCUACCACAAAAUGAGCAAGACGCCGGUAGCUAUCAAAGCGCUGUCGCUGCAUAAGCUUAACGGCAAAUUAUUGUCCAAUUUGGAGAUGGAGAUUGCCAUCAUGCGCCAGAUUGACCACCCGAAUAUUGUAAAGCUGUACGAAAUUAAAAAGACCGACAAGCACAUGUACCUUGUACUUGAAUUUUGUGCUGGAGGCGACUUACAGCACUAUAUGCGGCGACAACAACAACAGAGUGGUGGUCACUUUCUCUCGGAGAAUGUGGCUCGUCAUUUUUUGCGUGAAUUAGCCAAGGGCAUGCAGUGCCUAUGGCAACACAAUCUCAUCCAUCGCGAUCUCAAGCCACAGAACUUGCUGCUAGUUGAGGACUCGGCUACUUCAGUGCUAAAAAUUGCGGAUUUUGGCUUCGCUAGGCACUUGGCCACGACGUCCAUGGCUGAGACAUUAUGUGGAUCUCCGCUUUAUAUGGCGCCGGAAAUUCUUAAGUUUCAGAAAUAUGACGCUAAAGCUGAUCUCUGGUCUGUUGGCACCAUUCUGUUUGAGAUGCUAGCAGGCCGUCCUCCUUAUGGUGGUGCCAAUCAUGUGCAGCUUCUGGCAAAUAUUGAGCGACAGCCCCUGCGCUUUCCGCCGACGUUGCAGCUUUCAAUUCCGUGUCGCCACCUGCUUGUGGCUUUGCUGCAGCGAAAACCAGCACUCCGUCUUGGAUUUGCCGACUUUUUUGCAGAUACUUUUGUAGGUCUGCAGCCGUCGUCCGAGCAAAUCGAGGAUGAUAAAGCCGUGCAUCUCUCGUCAACAUUUCUGACAAAUGCGAGUAUUCGAGAAGAGGAUGAGGAAGAUGAUCAAAAUUCUUCAACACAAAUUCGUGAGACAGAUGUGAUAGUUGACCAACGUAAUGGGUCAACACGGCAAGAAUUUGAAAGCGAUCGUCGGUCUCGGACAUUUUCUUCUUCUCAAGAAUCGAACUCAAAUUCACGCUUUGCUAGUACCGCACCAUCAGCAAUACUACACAACUCACGCAGCGGCAAUUUGGAAGUCAUGGAGACUGCUUUCGCCAGCGCUAGUUCGGGAACUGGAG
Molecule: messenger RNA, 1153 nt
Organism: Plasmopara halstedii
Lineage: Eukaryota; Oomycota; Peronosporomycetes; Peronosporales; Peronosporaceae
Product: ulk ulk protein kinase
Exons: 2
Biological process (GO): autophagy; peptidyl-serine phosphorylation; autophagosome organization
Cellular component (GO): autophagosome; cytoplasm
Molecular function (GO): protein serine/threonine kinase activity; ATP binding
Source: RefSeq, a predicted model, not a curated record